Messenger RNA from Phytophthora sojae, 1206 nucleotides. RefSeq lists its product as hypothetical. NCBI's taxonomy places the organism in Eukaryota, Oomycota, Peronosporomycetes, Peronosporales, Peronosporaceae. The transcript is spliced from 3 exons. The coding region runs from base 127 to 1206 and encodes 359 amino acids. The record is from RefSeq and is a predicted model, not a curated record.
GAUUUAUUGGAGAUAGCGGGGGCCGGCAGGCCCCGCUAUCUCCGGCGAGUUUCGGCUAUCUCCGGCGGAGCGGCUCGAAGAGUCGCUCCACUCUAGAUAAAUCCGGCGGAUCAACAAUUGGGCCCGAUGUGCGAGCAAGCUAGCGGUGAUUUAGUACGAGAUCCCGACGUUAUCCCGCUCAAUGAGAGAAGAAGAUUGGUACAACAGGCUCUAGACACGUGUUCGUUCCCACCUCAGACUGUCUUUCCUGAAUCUGUAUCGUGUGGAGCAAGCUUGGCUUCGUUUUUUUCUCGGCCGGUGUUGGUGUGGGUUCCAGAAGCAAGAAGACGAUGGAAGCGUCCGUUCUGUGUGGACGUCGGAUACAAGUAUAAUGUUCUCUAUGUGAAGUACCAGUGCGCCCGCAAAGUUGCAAGCGGAAAGGCCAGGACGUUUUUAACGUUGAGCUCUAGCUUUCUCGAGGCUAACCCAGACGUGGCAGUACAUCUCCCGUUCGUCAUUAGCAAGAAAAUGGGGUUUUCUAAGGGGUUAAUGGAGCACGUUCAUGAAGGAAUUCUCUCUCCCAAUGGAUUCUCGCGUGCUUUGAUCGGCCAGAAGUACCGCGAAAAUGCCGCUUAUUUGCCGCCGAUCCCGCCCACCGUCGAUGCAUACCUGGAAAAAAACAAGGUGGUGUCACAAAGCUCAAUGACCGACGCCUGGUUGGCGUACACUGAAUUAUACGGCUCUCUGUGUGAAGUAGUAAUGAAGCAGACCAAAGUGAAGAAGGUCCUGCGUGCUGAUCACUCGGUGAAGUUCUGCAAACGAUUGAAACUGUGGAGCGGUCAUGGACAACGUGAUAAUCUAGCAGACGCAAAAAUAUUGCUUCUGUUGCAAAAUGAAAUCGGGCAGAUAGUUGGUCGGCGUCUUACGAGCUCCGAAAACAAAGAUGAGACCAUGCAACUACUCUCUGACGUUCGACCGCAGCUCGAUGCAGACGGCGACUGCUAUCUCAUCUCUGAUAAAGCGGCAGCCGUGCGGAAAUUCGUUGUGGAAGCGCUGGGCGAUUCUGUCGUUGUCAAACAGGAUCCGAGCGAGCGCUGCAGCAGCAACUAUUUGACACUCUUCGACGGACCAAUAUUGUCUCGCAGAAACGACUGGCGUUUUGUAGACUCUAUGACUUCGCGAGCUGUGUCUGCGGUGGAGUUCGAGCAUUUGACAAAGUAUCACUAG